ACCCAAAUAUACAUGAUGGAGACAAACUACAAGAAGGUUGAGGAAGACUUGAACAGAUUACAGGAGUCAUUUUCAAGAUUUCACGACAGGCUUUUUGUCCAAUGCAAGUCCCUAGCCACUCAAGUCAUCUCCCAAGAGGAACUGUCUCCCCUGACUGAAUGGGUUGCAGAAAACAACAUUCUGUCAUCAGAAUUUCAGUUGAUGAAGAUUCAGAAGAAGCACAAAGAAUGCAGAGAGCUACAUUUGAAGUUUCACAAGCUGCUUAAGAAAGUUCAGAGUGAGUCAGGUUUGCUUGUAUCAAAAGAGAGGGGCCGAAUUAGAGCUGUGCGUUUUGUAUAACUGUUUACAAUCAGAGCAGGGAUUGGACACAGCAUCACAUCACUGGCCUCCACUCAUCUUGGAUUCCCUUGGAAGGAUGCAGACAGAGGAAAACCAAAUAAAAAGUGUGCAGGGUUUCCCAGGUCUUGUACAGAAAUUAUCUUGGGAUUCGAGCAUAACAGCUGAAAAGAGAGCUCGUGUUGCCUAUAUUGUAGGUGUGCGCAGUGUCUGUGUGUUGUGGGCUGCUGGGCUGAUCAGGUCAGGGGAUAUAGAGACAGCUCAGCAAGUACUUACCUCUCUACUAACACUGCCUGGUGGAACUUCAAGACUCACUGAUAAGACCCCCGUACAGUUUGCAGUGCGGUUACAUCAGGGAUCUCCCCCACUGACUGAUGAAAACACUAAGGCCUUGGUGUAUAUCCUUCUGGCCUCCUGUUAUCUUUCCAAGGAUAAAUUAGAAAACUGCAGGGAGAUGAUAGUGAAAGCAAACGUGACCAAAUUUAAACCCCUCAGCAUCUAUAUCAAAGCUUGGAGCCUGUACAAAGAGCAGAGAGCUACAGAUGGAGUAACAGCCCUGCAAGCCCUGACCCCAGCUGAUUUGGAGAGCACAGAAGUCUGCCUGAGAGCCAGAAUACAUUGCCUGACAGGCUGCUUUCUGUCCAAACUGGGAAAGCCUCAUACUGCAGUCCAUCACUUGAAGGCAGCACUAGAGGCAGACUUCAGGUACACAGUGGCACUGUACUACAUAGCUGAGCAGUACAAACAGCUGUGCAUGGAGAGUGCAGAACUCGAGGCUUUGAACCUACUUAUUACGACACUAGAGAACAGCUCAGGAACUCCCGCCCCAUGUGAUGUGACUUUGGAUCAGCAGGUAUCGUCAGCAGUCAUCAGACUGUUAGAUCUGCCCUAUACUGUCAGUGUGGUACAGGUACAGUACUUGCUGGCUGUCAGGUGCCUAGAACUACACAGAUAUAAGGCAGCUUACCAGAGGUACAUGGACCUGAUGGCUGUGAUAAUGAAAUCUGAUGUGAUACAGUGUGACGGAAAGUUGAUCAAAAUACCUAGAUUACAUCAGAUUUUCCUGGAGACCAUCCAGUCCAGCCUGAAGUGUAAGAAACUAGAGGAGUGUGUGACCCUCUGUGACCAGGCCUUGCUGUCUGGGCCAGUGGGUGUCACUUCUGAAUGUAUACCUCCUGCUGCUGAUCCAUACACCACCUUAACUGAUCACACAGCUGGCAAGCGAAAGAGGGUGGCAUCCAGCCAGCAGAUGUGUGAAGAAGACUCAUCAGCCAAUCAUAUUACAGCAUGUCUGUUUCACAAGGCAGAGGCUCUGCAGUUACUGGGGGAGCUGCAGGAAGCUGCUCACACACUGCAUAGUGCAGCAGAUCAGUUGGAGAAGAGGUUAAGUGGAGUAACAGAGGAAAGAACACAUGGGGAUUCUGAUCAUAGACCACAAAUGAAAAGAGCUAGACUCUCAUCAGAUAAUCAGACAACAGUGUACUUUUUGACCAAGGAGUUAUUGUUGCUGAAUAGAUCCCAGGAAGCUGUUAGCAUUUGGUUAGAGAGUAGGAAGAUCAGCUCAAAGAUGGACAGUUUUCAGCUUGAUAGAGAAAUACAGACCAGGGAAACCAAGUUGAAAAACAUGUCCAGUGACAUCUCAGACAAUCCUCCAAACAAACGUGAGCUUCUGGCCAUGGAUGUGAAAAUCCUGAAGGCAUUACUCCACCACAGACAGAAUCAUGUGUGGAGGGUCAGUUGAGAUGAGACUAAACUCACCUUAACCAGAGGAUGUUAUAAAGUGUUCAGCUCAGACCACCAAGAUUCCAAGACAGAUUUUGAUUUGUCAAGUAACAUUUCUCACCAGGUUUCUGGUCCAGACAGAUGGCAUAAUCACUGAAGGCUGACAGCAGCUCAAAUUGAGUUAGAGAACUGCUUGACAAGGACAGCUGUCAGGAGAGACACCUUGUCUGGUGUAGCUCUGUUGGCUUAUUUAACAGCAGCCUUCAUUCAGUCAAUAUUGCUGAAACUGUCCACAUAACCAGAAUAUUAGGAAUAAAUGGCAUCCUAUUGGGUGUCACAUGUGUUGCUUUUGCGCAUAUUGGACAUAUAUUUCCAUUAAUUUAUCAUAAUUCCGUGAGGAAAUGAAGAGGCAGAUUUUGUGUCAAACUGUUAACACUAGUACAGUAUGUGUCAUGCUCGAAUCUAUUUGUGAGAAGGAUUGACCAUGUUCUCAGUUUAAAUUCGGCAUUAUCUGUCAGAUAAGUUAAAUAUUCUUGAAUACAGCGAUAACCAAAUCAGAU
This is a messenger RNA of Liolophura sinensis, 2618 nucleotides long. RefSeq names its product Fanconi anemia group G protein-like. Bases 416 to 2077 code for a protein of 553 amino acids. Gene Ontology annotation, molecular function: protein binding. Gene Ontology annotation, biological process: interstrand cross-link repair. Gene Ontology annotation, cellular component: Fanconi anaemia nuclear complex. NCBI's taxonomy places the organism in Eukaryota, Metazoa, Mollusca, Polyplacophora, Chitonida, Chitonidae. The record is from RefSeq and is a predicted model, not a curated record. The transcript is spliced from 15 exons.